Jaculus jaculus (lesser Egyptian jerboa) is the source of this 2985-nucleotide messenger RNA. RefSeq names its product transmembrane protein 167B (gene Tmem167b). The record is from RefSeq and is a predicted model, not a curated record. The transcript has 3 exons. The coding region runs from base 109 to 474 and encodes 121 amino acids. NCBI's taxonomy places the organism in Eukaryota, Metazoa, Chordata, Mammalia, Rodentia, Dipodidae.
AGCCGCGGCCCGGAUCGGGAAGUGUCAAGCGGGAGCCGGGUUCCCCCGCCUUCGCCGCCGCCACCGCUGAGCCCGGAGCCCUUCACCCUCGCCCCGGGCCCAGCCACCAUGACGAACGUGUACUCCUUGGAUGGGAUUCUGGUGUUUGGUUUGCUUUUUGUCUGCACCUGUGCCUACUUCAAGAAAGUACCUCGUCUCAAAUCCUGGCUGCUGUCAGAGAAGAAAGGAGUUUGGGGUGUGUUUUACAAAGGUAAGGUCCUCACCAGGAAGGGAGAGAAGAUGGCUACCUGUACACAGUGUGGCUCUGUAAACUUGUGUGAUUGGAACCCGGCUGCAUGCUGCUGUUGCAGUUGCCUGCAUUGUAAUGGCCUUUUACAUCCUGUUUAUAAAAUGAAUUUCAAAGUGCCCAGUUCAUCAGCUGCCACCCAAGGCGACAGGGAUGCAGAAGCUGUUGGAGGCCUGGACUCAGUGUAGGAGAUGCAGCUAAAAUCAUCAGUCCCCAGGAUGACACCAGAGCAUCUCCCCCUGCCCUGUGCAGGGGAGCUCCUCAUGAUCAUGAACACGAAGCUUCAGAGGACUUCAGAAAACCAACUUCUCUGACCUGUGUGCAAACCAGCCCUCGGCAGCGAGCAUCUGUGUCCAAAUAGAUUUCACCCCUCGGGGAUACAAGUACAAGCCUCCUACUUAAAAACCUGUCACCUGGGUUGGGGUUGUAGCUCAGUGGUAGAGCAUUUGCUUAGCAUUCUCAAGGCCCUGGGAUUUCCCCAACACUGCAGAAAACAAACAAAUACACAACCUGGUACCUAUUUUGUUCUUCAGUCCUUCAGGAUUUUUUCGAAUGGAAACCCACAGGCUGUGCCCAGACUUCUUGAAAGCAGAGAGAAUUUUCCAGACUUGACUUUUUCCACUGGUUGAUUUUGUAUUUGGCAAAUGGGGGAGGGAGGGUAAGUGAUGGGAAUGAGAGUUAUGUAAAAGGCCAAGAAAUGGGUCGGCUUUAGAAACCUGCCCUUUAUCCCCAUCUGGGAAUGUAGCUGGCGUAGCUCACCGCGAGCAGAUGAAGCAGCCUGUGGUGUGCUGGUCGCGUCAGUUUGCCAGGAGCAUCUGAGAGUGUGUGAGAUUUGGGAAUUAUCUGUGAUGAGACUAGUGAGCAGUGACUGAGAGGUGAAAACAUCUUCUGUUUACCACUAUCCCCCCAAGAAGACUUCAGUCAAUCAGAUGAUGUAGAAAUGAAUCAGCCAUUGCUAUUUCCUAAAGCUUCUUCUUUUUUUUUUUUUUUUUUAAAUUUCUAAGUUACUUAGCACUAAAUGCUGUUACACAGUUUUAAAUACCAACACUAGGGGGAAAGAAACUAUUGAACAAAUAAUUGAUUAAUAUAUUUGAAAUUAUAAUUAGUAUGUCAAUUCAUGUACUAGUUAUUUCAUCUAGUAUAAGAAUUGAUUGUGAUGAAGGUUUAGAUAGAUAAAAAUUUUGUCAUGUUAUAAAAGAGAGCCAGGCGUGGUGGUGCACACCUUUAAUCUCAGUGCUCGGGAGGCAGAGGUAGGAGGAUUGCUGUGAGUUUGAGGCCACCCUGAGAAUACACAGUGAAUUCCAGGUCAGCCUUGGCUGGAGUGAGACCCUACCUAAAAACAAACAAACAAAUAAAAAGAUAUAAGCAUUCUUUAAGUUUCUGUUAAAGCAAUUUUUAGUUGAUUGUUUUUCUCGGCCAACUCAGUUUUCUUCAUAUUGCAGUAUUCUGUCAUUGUUUCUGGAAAGUCUAUUUGCUAUGAAGAAUAUGAGAGACUGAAAUGGAGAGAAGUUGCUGGUGUCCAUUGCCAUGUUUGGACAGCUCAGAGUCCAUUAAUAAAAUGAGAUGUUUACUGAGUCAAGGAAAAUGGAGUUUUGCAAUUGAGAGUGAAAGGCUUUAACUCCUGAGCUAAUCAUUUUAGAUGACUCAACAUUUGAGGGAAGACUUUUGCACUUCUUCCUGCUCCUAUCAGUCUGCAAGGGAACUGUUGAACUUAUGAAGCCUACAGCUUGAGUAAAAAAAAAAAAAAAAAUGCAGGUCCAAAAUGACAGUUAGCAAGUGUAGACAUAGAUCUUCCCAUUGAACUGUCUCUUGCAGUCACGUUUCUUUAUGGACAGGUUCGCUGUGGUUGACUCCACAAAUGUGACAAAUGAUCUUGUUUACUACUCCAAACGAAUAAAAACUGCUAAGAAGUUAGGCUCUGCCAUCCGCAGUUUAGUGCUUUAAGGAGUUCUAGAAGAGAAGGUCACCGAGUAAACCCUCUCUUUGUCAUCAUCUCAGAGUUGUGGCUGUUCUCUCUUCAGGAACUGGUCCACAGGGUAAGAAAUUUUCAGUGGUUUGUGUGUUUUCCAUGGUCACUUCUGAGGAACUUUCACGUCAGCGAAGGGAAAUCAUUGCAAUGGGAAAGAAUUACACCUUGUGGGUGUGUGCUUGGGACCUGUUGGCCAAGUGGAACGUCACUCCUUGGAGGCAGGUUCAGCGUGUUUUGCACUUGUUAUUUUGAGCUUUAAUGACUUGUUUUCUAAUAGGGCUUGUGGGUCUGGUGUUUAGAUCUGCUUCAUAUUUUAUGCUAGUUACAUUGUACAGUUCUAAUUCAAACCCAUGUGGGGCAGCUUCCUGCAUGGCCUGAACUCUGAAGCUGAAUCGGAAUGUACCAAAAAGUGCAUGAGGUGAGAGAGGAGCAAAGACACACCCUAGUUCAUUCUUGACUUUGUGUAAGCAGCGUAUAGAACUUGGUUUACCCUAUGCCUUGUCUUGGUUGAUGUAUCAUAUUUUGACUAAAAAUGAUUCAAAGUUCCCUGAGGGAGUGUUUUAGGGAUGGAGAUAUGAGGAUAGCAAUAUUGUCUCAGAUUCAAACUGGCAUCACCAUAGCCUUGUAUUCCAGGGCAAAAUGAAGUCAGUUCCUUUUUAUAGUUGAAAUACAGUUUUUUAUUCACUGUUGUCUGCACAAAUCCUUGAAAAUAAAAUCUUUUUUCCCUAUA